AUGGAGACAAAAAAGUCGUUCAGCCUGUAUCCGCUGCACUUGGAAUGGGACGCAGAAUCGGAAGGUCGGUAUUUCAGGGUGAAUCCUUUUUCCAUCUGCAAAGAAUAUCUGAAUGAACUAAUUUUCGCGGAGUGUGGUUUGGCGAACGCUGUGGAGUCCGGAGCAUUAUCCUAUGAGUACGCCGGCGCCGAGGGCCCUAGGUUAGAAGUUUUAAGAACCUCAGAGGACGUAGUGGUGUUUAGAAGGUGGUUUGAAAUGCAGCAUGCAGCCAAGCUCAAUGUGAAUCGUCCGGCAGCGACUUAUAGUGCAUUUAGUGCUGGCACUGGUGAUGGUCGCGGUGCAACGUCGGAAGUGAGGCCUAGUGGUACAGAGACUUCUUACGUUUCCAUUCCCACCGAUCAAUUGGAAGCGUUGAUCAAUUCCAUCCGGCAGUUGGAAAUUUCACUAAAAAAUGGUGAGGAUAUUAAAAAUAACGAUUCCGAUUGUGCCGACGCACAUGCUGCUACUGCAUAUGCAGAUCCCCACUGCGAUGCUCUGCACGAAGACGUGAUAUGCGACGGCUGCCACCCCGAAAACAUAAACACCAGUGGACUCACAUCCACCCGCUCUCCGGAAAUGCCGUUUAUCAAGGGUCCCAGAUACAAAUGUUUAUACUGCUUCAACUAUGAUUUAUGUGCAGCGUGCGUGCAAAACGGCGUGGAAACUGAAACCCACAAGCGAUACCACAAUAUGAUGAAAGUUAAUACUCCCGAUUCUGACAUCAACAGAUUAUGGGCAGGAUUCAAUGACCGGCUGCACGGCCAGACUUACGUGAGCCAGCAGUCCUUAAGAAGCCCAAUGGUAGUACAGCCAGCUCACUUCAAUGUCAGCAGUACUGCCAAAGAUAUUGUCAUCGACAUCCCAGAGCGUAGUUCUAAGGUUUUUGAUUUUUUUUCGAAUGUUCAAUCGGAAAGCGACUUGGCAGCGCUCGUCGGUGACCAUGAGAAAUAUCAGCUACUUUUGUCGAAGUUGGAAGGAGACGAGGAAAAAUUAACUCAGCUCGUCGAGACGCACCUCGAUACAAAGGCCACUUCGAAGAACUUGAUAACAUCAUUGGACGCCUCUGUUGAGACUGCUCACGACGCGGAUAAUUUGAUUGAGGUUGAGAUGAGCAAGCGUGAACAUGUCAUUUCCUUCAAACUAUUGAACAAGGGCCCUGAUUCGGUGUGCAAUGGUUUGAAGCUUGUAUUCCGCUAUUUUGAGGCUAAUUCUGCAGUUCCAAUCAAGUGCACGCUCCACAUGGGGCCCCACGAAUUUCAGCGGGAUCACUAUAAGACUUUAAACUUUAACUGCCGUGGACUAAUUGACUACUUUUCGAUGGCCAACACCUGCCAAAUCGAUUUAGUCGAUCAUGACGACCAGGUCGUUUUCACAGGUAUUUCUCGAGGGGGAUCCAGGCUUCUGCUCAGGCCACCUAUGAUGAUAGGAAUACAGGAGUCGGUAUAUUCCGAGGCACGUGAAUCACACGAUUUAGAGACCGGGUCGCAGGACGAUCGCGACGACAGAGAUAUAAUCAGCAACACAAUGACCAACGAGGAUACCAAGGAUUCGGAGCUCGAGGAUUAUGACUUUCUCAGCGACAGCGAUAUUGAUACUUGA
Lachancea dasiensis is the source of this 1638-nucleotide messenger RNA. Lineage: Eukaryota; Fungi; Ascomycota; Saccharomycetes; Saccharomycetales; Saccharomycetaceae. The record is from the annotation of a GenBank genome assembly.